AUGGAAAGGACACUGGACGAGUUCUGCGCUGAGGAAAGUGGCCGAAACCCGUGCUUCAUGUGCAUGGGCACCUGUUUCCUGCUGACCGCCUUGUUGGUCGUGCUCGCUGGCGUCAUCGUGCACUUCGUCAGGCCCAAUCUGCGGAUCAAUGGCACGGCCGCUGACGCGCCCAUAUGCAAGGCGGCACUCGAACUGACAGCCUGCGACAAAGAGACGGAGCGGUACUUCUUCCACCACGACCCGGACAAACAUAUCUGCUUGGUGCGCUGGCAGCUCGAUCCCGGCUGCCUCGAGGGAAAGAACCGCUUCGCCAGCGCUACCGAGUGUCAGAAGCGCUGCGUCGCGGACCCAUCUGGGAAAUACGGACUGCCGGCAGAGUGCGUGGAGCCCGUCAAGGCCACGCCAUGCACAGAUGAGGAGAUGGAGCAGCGCGAACACCGUUAUUUCUUCGAGAAUGGCAACUGCAGCUUGCACACGGGCGCCAAAUGCUUGCACGGCCCCAACCGGUUCGUCUCCGCCGAUGAAUGUCGCGAGACCUGCCUCGAUACAGAGGAGCCUGUGUGUCGCAUACCCCGGUUCCAGGGCGCUUGCCGGCUGAGCGAGAAGCGCUUCCCCUACUACUACGAUCGCUCGGUGUCGGCUUGUGUGUCAUGGCGCACUGCCUGCCUUGGUGGACCCAACCGCCAUGAGUCGCUCACCGCUUGCGUCGAGACCUGCAAGCGCAACUUCUUCGAUAAGCUACUUUUGGGAUUAUGA
Dermacentor silvarum is the source of this 756-nucleotide messenger RNA. RefSeq names its product papilin-like. Bases 1 to 756 code for a protein of 251 amino acids. Lineage: Eukaryota; Metazoa; Arthropoda; Arachnida; Ixodida; Ixodidae. Gene Ontology annotation, molecular function: serine-type endopeptidase inhibitor activity. The transcript is spliced from 6 exons. The record is from RefSeq and is a predicted model, not a curated record.